AUGCGUCUGACGAAAGAAUGCUUACACGGGGUCUGCAGGUAUCUCUGGAAUAUUCAGACAGGUACGCAUCCAUCAUCCUCCCCCACCCCAUCCCUCAAACGCGAUCUCGAUGAACGAACCUCCAUUGCGCGACAGUCCGCCCACCCCCUCGCCCUCGCCUUCCUUUACGCCUUCCGAAUAGCAGCCAUCGUGGUCUACCUCUUCUGCGGCAUCGUCACCACGAACUAUGUGCUUGCGAACGUAAUCGUCGUCGUCCUUCUCGCAAUGGACUUCUGGAACUGCAGGAACGUUGCUGGCCGAACCCUGGUCGGCUUGCGGUUUUGGAAUCAGGCGAGUCCAUUUUGCGACUCGGCUACUGAAAACCCCCCUGAUGUUGACGACGAUGGAGAGAGUUAUUGGGUUUUCGAAAGCCGAGACCCCUCUCGUCCAGCGAACCCUAUUGAUUCCAAAAUGUUCUGGACCGCGCUUUACGUCUUCCCCGCAUUAUGGGUAGUCCUGCUUAUCGUCGCUAUCCUCACGCUCAAUGCAUCCUUCAUUCCCGUCGUGGUCCUCGCCCUCGUCUUCAACUUCACGAACGUCAUCGGCUUUACCUAUGCCGACCGAGAUGCGAAGCAGCGCUGGGCCAAGGACAACAUGGGCGGCUUCAGCCUUGGCGGUCUGGGUGGCAUCGGCGGCCAGAUCCUCACCGGCGCUGUCAAGUCGAGCGUUGGGAGAGUCUUCGGGGGGCGUUAGGCUGCUGUCCUCCACUGCAAGUAAUUCGCAUCAAUCAUGUCCUCGACGUUGUGCACUCGCAUUGUCUUCGACGUCGUGCACUCGCAACGUCUUCGCUAUGCACUCCAGUCUGGCCCACUCCGCCUUAUUUAUUUCAAGCUCUUAUAUAUUCAUGAGGCCUUCCCACCUC
Schizophyllum commune H4-8 is the source of this 901-nucleotide messenger RNA. RefSeq names its product DUF846-domain-containing protein. Bases 1 to 732 code for a protein of 243 amino acids. Gene Ontology annotation, biological process: vesicle-mediated transport; protein secretion. The transcript has 9 exons. The record is from RefSeq and is a predicted model, not a curated record. Gene Ontology annotation, cellular component: Golgi membrane. Lineage: Eukaryota; Fungi; Basidiomycota; Agaricomycetes; Agaricales; Schizophyllaceae.